Erythranthe guttata (spotted monkey flower) is the source of this 861-nucleotide messenger RNA. RefSeq lists its product as uncharacterized. NCBI's taxonomy places the organism in Eukaryota, Viridiplantae, Streptophyta, Magnoliopsida, Lamiales, Phrymaceae. The record is from RefSeq and is a predicted model, not a curated record.
AAAAAAGAAGAAGAAGAAAACAAAUCCAUGGCCGCAUCUUGUUGUACUUGUUGCAUCAUCAGUAGUACCAUUCAUCUCAAUAACACAAGUAUUAUCAAAUCAUCAGCUGCUUCUACUCUCCUUAAUGAUCGGCAAAUAUGUUUCUUUCUCCGCCGCCGCCGCCGGAGUAAUUUGCAGACACCAUCAAACAAGAAUUUGGUCGUAAGAAAUGCUACACCGGAAGCAGCAACCGCGGCCGUAGAUGUUCUCUCUUCUUUCUCUCUCACCGGCGGCAUACCGGUGAUCUCUCUCGCCGGAGACAAUCCCUUGUUAGCUGGUGCAGCUGGAUUGUUUGUGGUGUUACCCAUGGUGGUCCAAAGGCUAUUAACACUAACAAAGGAGGUUGAUAUGGCGGCACAGACGGUGGAGAAAAUAGCGGACGCGGUGGAGAAGGUGGCGGAGGAGGUGGAUAAAGCCGCCGAAGGUAUUGCGGCGGGGUUGCCGGAAGGUGGGCUCAAGAAAGUUGUUAAGUUUGUUGAAGUUUUGGCUGAAGAAACAGCUAAGGAUGCUCAGAAAGUCGAAGAUUUGAUGGACAAGGUGGAAGAACUGGAUGACAAGGUGGAGGAAUUUCUCAACAACAAAUUUAAUGGCACUGGUAAAGCCUAACACGAAAACACUAAGGCCUCGUUUGGUUGCAUGAUUAACUAAAGAAUUAGCCUUUGUUUGAUGUUUAGUAUUUCCAAUAACUUAUCGGAUCGACCAGCAAAAAUCAUGUUAUCAUGACUUAUCUUGCCUUCCAGGCGUGUUUUUUAUUGGAUCAUAUCACACACUCUACAACACAUAUCAAUCCAUGUUACAUAACAACAAAAUCCAAAAAAAAAA